This is a messenger RNA of Panthera uncia (snow leopard), 2931 nucleotides long. RefSeq names its product shroom family member 1 (gene SHROOM1). Gene Ontology annotation, cellular component: cortical actin cytoskeleton; apical junction complex; apical plasma membrane. Lineage: Eukaryota; Metazoa; Chordata; Mammalia; Carnivora; Felidae. The coding region runs from base 1 to 2562 and encodes 853 amino acids. The transcript is spliced from 7 exons. Gene Ontology annotation, molecular function: actin filament binding. The record is from RefSeq and is a predicted model, not a curated record. Gene Ontology annotation, biological process: actin filament bundle assembly; cell morphogenesis.
AUGGAGGCCCUGGGGCCUGGGCGCGACCGCGCCUCCCCAGCCUCGUCCACUCGCAGCCUGGACCUGCGGCGGCUGUCCGCGCGCGCCGACUCGGCCUACAGCUCUUUCUCCGCGGCCUCCGGCGCUCCAGAGCCGCGCACGCCGUCGCCUGGAACCGACCUCCUCCCUUAUCUAGACUGGGACUACGUGCGCGUGGUGUGGGGUGGCCCAGCCUCCGCCGCGCCCGCCGCCGGCCUUCGGGCGUCCCCGCAGCCCCGGCCCGCGGCCGCCGCGCGCAGUGGGCUGCGGCUCCCAGAGGUCCAGGGAACGUCGGGGCCGCUCAGCCGGCAGGCCACCCCGCUGCUGUUUGCUCUGGCGGCCGAGGCGGAGGCGGAGGCGCGGGCCGUCGAGCCGCCCAGCCCACCGGCCUCGCGGGCUGCCUACCGCCAGCGGCUGCAGGGCGCGCAACGGCGAGUGCUCCGGGAGACGUCCUUCCAGCGCAAGGAGCUCCGCAUGAGCCUACCCGCCCGCCUGCGGCCAGCUGCACCCGCGCGGCCCCCCGCGGCGCACCCGCGCUCCGCCUCACUCAGCCAUCCGGGCGGGGAAGUGGAGCCGGGGCGCUCUGGGGCUCCCUCGCGGGGACCAGUCGGCCGGGGGCGCCUAGCCACCCAGCAGCGGAAGUGGUGCUUCUCUGAGCCAGGAAAGCUGGAUCGCGUGGGUCAGGGUGGUGGAUCUGUGGGGGGAUGUUCGAGUGACGCCAGCUCCAGCUCUGGCUUUGCCGGGCCCGAGCCCCAGGAGCACAGGGUGCUGGCAGAGUUGGAAGAUCACCAGAUCAGAUGGCUGCCUGAGACGCAGCCUCGAAGUACAGAGGAUCCAGAACCGCGGUCCCUGAAGUUCGGUGACGCCCAUAGGCCUUCCAGUCGGAGUCGGAGCGCUUCAGGCGAAGUCUUGGCUCCCUGGGGAGGUUCAGGAGGGGUCACGCCCGUUGUUCAGGUUGCUCCCCAAGGAGCAGAAACCCCCAGACUGUUGUUUCAGACCAAACUUCCCAGGUUCCUGACUCAGAAGGAAGCUGCAGUGUUGUGUCCUGCCGAGUGCCUCCAGAGCAGUCCUGCAGACCGUGAACAGAGGGUCUCAGAGACAUGCCUUGGGUCUGCCCGACUCCCUUCCCUUCCUGAUGAUGAGGUUUUCCUGGAAGACGUCCCCUUGGUCAGAAUGAGAUCACCUCCAGACACCCAUGUGCCCACAGGAAACCCAACCAGUGUCCAUGUCUCUGACCAGCAGUAUGAAACCAGCUUGGGCCAGGGGGUUGACCAAGCUGGAGUCCCCCCAGAGCACCCCCUCCAUGAGCACCCAGAGACUGCAGGGGCAGAUGACAGCUGGCGGAGGAUAAAUGGUUCUGUGAGCAUUUCCAGGACUACAUGCUGUAGCCCCCCUGGGACUGCAAAUGGUGACAUUCCAACCUUCAACCCCACUGGACUGCUGACCAUUGACCCACUUGCAGCUACAGACCCCCUCAAACCUCUUCCAGUUGAUGCCCUGGAACCUCCAGGCAACAGUACCCCAGGUGCUCCUGGCCGUACUGCCCUAGCUUGGGGCACUGGCCAGCCUGUUUCCAGGCCAACAUGGCGCAGUCUGCGCCUUGAGGAGCUGGUUCAGGAGCUGGCCAGACUGGAUCCCUCUAUGAGUGACAUACUCACUUCCUGUCCCAGUCCAGAGCCACCCCUGGGUCUGCUAGAUGGGCUGAUUCCUUUAGCUGAGGUCUGGGCUGCGAUGAGGCCAGCCAGUGAGGAGGAUGGAAAGGACGCUGUUGGUACUCCUGAGCCAGGCUCUGGUUUUGUACCCAUGUGCUAUCUAUUUAGCUCCAGCCAGCUCCGGCCAACUUCUCAGAUGAGGUCUGAAAACCAUACCACCCACCCUGUGCCUGACCAACCCUGUGGUCAGGGUCUCCCUGAUCCAAACAGCAUCGAAGCCAAGAAAAUGGAGCUAGCCAGUCUCCUCCAAAAGAUGCUGCGGGACCUUCAGGCAGAACAGGAGCGGCUGCACCGGGUGGCCCAGGCUUGGGCCAGGCGCGGGGCUGCUCUGGAGGCCGCGGUGGGCCAGACCUGUGCACCCCGCGACCUAGAGCGGUUCAGCAGGUUCAUGGCCGACCUAGAGCGCGUGCUUGGCCUGCUGCUGCUGCUGGGCAGUCGCCUGGCCCGCGUGCGCCGCGCCCUGGCCCGGGAGGGCGCAGACGGCGACCCAGACGAGCAGGCCUCCCUGCUGCAGCGACUCGGUCUCCUGAAACGGCAGCAGGAAGACGCCAAGGAGCUGAAGGAGCACGUGGCACGGCGCGAGCGGGCCCUGCGGGAGGUGCUGGUGAAGGCCCUGCCCGCGGAGGAGCUGCGCGCCUAUCGCGCCUUGCUGGCGGGCAAGGCCGCCGUCCUGGCCCAGCAGCGCAGCCUAGACGAGCGGGUCCGGCUCCUUCAGGACCAACUGGACGCCGUCAGGAGCGACCUUGGCCGUCGUCCCCUGCCUCCCAGGAUGACCUUGCCCCCAGAGACCCGUUUUCUAGAUAAACCGUCCUUCCCUCCGCCCCUCAUCUAAUUACAGGCAGUGGGGGUGGGGAGCAUUUCUCUGCGCCUCACCGACGUAACUGGGGGUGACGCUUGUUUACUCGGUGCUUUUCCCUUGGGACGGGGAAGACCCUGACCGGGUCUUCCCAGAAUUCUUCUAAGUGUUUUCAUGUGGUCUUACCCAAGUCUUGUGAAUUAUUUGGUAAUUAAUUUAUGGAUUUUUACAACUGCAGUAUUUCCCCUUUUUGUGAUGAGAGACUCGGUCCAGGCUGGUUGGAGGGAGAGGAGACAAAUUAGAGGAGCAUUUAAAUUUAAGAUGCAAAACGGUCUUUUUACUUGUCUUUUCUUUCUUUUUCUUAAUAAUAAUUGAUGUGAGAAAUGUGUGUCACCUGGAGGGAUC